GCCGCGCCGCGCCGCUUUCCGUGGGGCUAGCACUGACGUGUCUCUCAGUGGAGGGUGCGUGCUCCGACGCGGGCUGGGUCGCGGGCAGCAUCGCCUCACUGGGAGCGGAGCGGAGUUGAAGCGGGACCUGGAGCCCAAGCAACCGCCGCCAUGGCGAUCAAAUUUCUGGAAGUCAUCAAGCCCUUCUGUGUCAUCCUCCCGGAAAUUCAGAAGCCAGAGAGGAAGAUUCAGUUUAAGGAGAAAGUGCUAUGGACAGCUAUCACCCUUUUUAUCUUCUUAGUAUGCUGCCAGAUCCCCCUUUUUGGUAUCAUGUCUUCAGACUCAGCUGACCCUUUCUAUUGGAUGAGAGUGAUUCUAGCCUCGAACAGAGGCACACUGAUGGAGCUGGGUAUCUCUCCGAUUGUCACCUCCGGCCUUAUCAUGCAGCUCUUGGCUGGCGCAAAAAUAAUCGAAGUUGGUGAUACCCCAAAAGACCGUGCUCUCUUCAACGGAGCCCAGAAGUUAUUUGGCAUGAUCAUUACCAUUGGCCAGUCUAUAGUGUAUGUGAUGACCGGAAUGUAUGGGGAUCCUUCCGAAAUGGGUGCCGGAAUCUGCCUACUGAUCACCAUCCAGCUCUUUGUUGCUGGAUUAAUUGUCCUGCUUUUGGAUGAACUCCUGCAAAAAGGGUACGGGCUGGGCUCUGGAAUUUCCCUCUUCAUUGCGACGAACAUCUGCGAGACCAUCGUGUGGAAGGCGUUCAGCCCCACCACCGUCAACACGGGCCGAGGCAUGGAAUUUGAAGGUGCCAUCAUUGCACUGUUCCAUCUGCUGGCCACACGCACGGACAAGGUCCGAGCCCUGCGUGAGGCCUUCUACCGCCAGAAUCUCCCCAACCUCAUGAAUCUCAUCGCUACCAUCUUCGUCUUUGCAGUCGUCAUCUACUUUCAGGGCUUCCGGGUGGACCUGCCAAUCAAAUCAGCCCGUUACCGAGGCCAGUACAACACCUACCCCAUCAAGCUCUUCUACACCUCCAACAUUCCCAUCAUCCUGCAGUCCGCGCUGGUGUCCAAUCUCUAUGUCAUCUCCCAGAUGCUGUCAGCUCGCUUCAGUGGAAACCUGCUAGUCAGCCUGCUGGGCACCUGGUCUGACACUUCUUCCGGGGGUCCAGCCCGUGCUUAUCCAGUGGGCGGCCUUUGCUAUUACCUGUCGCCUCCAGAGUCAUUUGGUUCUGUGCUGGAAGACCCUGUGCACGCAGUCGUGUACAUAGUGUUCAUGCUGGGCUCCUGCGCCUUCUUCUCCAAAACGUGGAUCGAAGUCUCGGGCUCCUCCGCCAAAGAUGUUGCGAAGCAGCUGAAGGAGCAGCAGAUGGUGAUGAGAGGCCACCGAGAAACUUCCAUGGUCCAUGAGCUCAAUCGGUACAUCCCGACAGCGGCAGCCUUCGGCGGGCUCUGCAUCGGGGCCCUCUCUGUCCUGGCCGACUUCCUGGGGGCCAUCGGGUCUGGAACCGGCAUCCUGCUUGCUGUCACAAUCAUUUACCAGUACUUUGAAAUCUUUGUAAAGGAGCAGAGCGAGGUCGGCAGCAUGGGGGCCCUUCUAUUCUGAACCACAUGUCCCCCUGGACCGAGGAGGGGACCUGUGCUCCCAGAUUGCCUAGGAAGGGGAGGAAAACGCCGUCCCAUAGGAGACCUCUCCUCCGGGAGAGGGCUGCUGUGGCAAAUGGACGUUUGUUUAAUGUUUUUGAAUUUUUUAUUCUUUCAUUCCACUUUGUAAAAUGCUAGAAAUUGUCUAAUUUGAAAUCUUGCUUUUUGUUCUGGCAUUGGCAGAAGGAACUGUAGAAGUACUUUUAUCCAGCUGCCGGCCAGAAGGGUGAAGAUGGUAAAUAAUUGUUCUCAAAUAUCCAUUUAACUUUUUUUUUUUUUUAACCUUAUUUGCACCUUCUCAGUGCUAUACGUGGCUGCAGUGGUCUCAGCUUGUUCUCCACAAAGGGAACUUCUUGUUCUGGUUGAAAGCACAAACGUGAUUGAAAUGCUCGAGUUCCAUUUUGGCAUCCAGCAGUGCAGUGGAAGUGGAUCGUGUGUUUUCUGGUGGCCUGGGAGAACUCGAGUGUCUCCUUCACAUUCAGGAGCAGUCAUAAGACUGUUCAUGAGAUUAAAUCAUUUUCCCUUUUAAAAGUAGUUUUCUUUUAGGACAGAGCUUCUUCCAAAAAGACAGAUGGAUGGCUUGCCCGGAAGACAGCUAUGGGGCCCUCUGUUACUCUUUCUGAAUGUGCCUAUUUGGGCUCUGAGGUUGUCUCUGUCAUUUGUAGAUUUCAUUAACCUGUGUGUCCCUUGGUGGAGCCACAUCUGGAUUCAUCGGCUUCACAAAAUUGGGUCUGGUCGAGCUGAGGUAGUCGUUUGUGUGGGAGAGCCUUAAAGGGAGGUCUGUCUGUCCACUUCACCCCGGCCUCUCUCCUGGUGGGCCACACUCAUUCUUCCUCUGCUCUCCUCGAGAACCAGUGGCCUCUCAGUAGGUAACGAGACACAGGAGGGAAGCAACUUAGUGUUCAGUGGCCAUUUCCCACCUGUAUUUUUACAAUUUUUUAUUGUGCUUAGGACCAAACACAAAUGUAAACGAGAAGGCGCUGCUCUUCUCCUCUUGGCUUCAGCCAACAGUGUCCAGCAGAGGGGAGAGCACAGGCUCAAGAGCGUGGUGAAAUCAGGUGCCGAGAGCUUGUUUUCUGGCAAGUUGCUCCAAGGUUUGAUUUAAAAAGACUUGAGGUUAUUAUGUCUAAAGUAAGUUCUGUUUGUGCCUGACAGGCAACCUAGAUCUCAGGAAUUAGAGCUUUUUCUCAGCCUUUCAGGAGGUCCCCCUUUGAGAAAGAGUCAGAUGUUGGUGGGACUGAGGGUGUGCCCACUGGAGAAUGCCUCGAGUCUAAGAAGGGGAUGCCAAGAGGGGCUGCAGUCAUGUGGGGAGAGAAGCUCCCUAGCAGUGGGCCCCCGGCGGCCUUGAAGCUUAGCACGCACAGUUCAGGGCUCUUGGCAGUGGAGGAGGCUGAGUCUGUGCCCCACAUCUUGAGUUGGGUGAGGGCGUCCCAGGAGCCCUCCCCAGCAGCACAGCAGGAAGCCCAGGGAGGAGAAGCAAUUUGUCCAAAGCCACCAGCACUCAGCUACAGCACCAGGACAGCCCCACGUCUCUCGACCCACAGUCGGGGCUCACCACCCCAUCACACGAGGCCUUGUCUAGACCCAGUCCUGCGCUGAGGGAGGCUCUGAGACCCUGGCGCCCUCCCCACCCACAGUUAUCCCGCCAUCUGCUCUGCCUCCCUUGGCAGCAGUAACCAAGCCAUGGCUGGUGCUGGGGGUGCUGGCCUCAUGGAGGCAGCCCCCAGUCCUCCCUACAGCCUGCUCGCUGGGCCUUGCGUGACUCACACUCUGCGGUCCACAAUCAGGGUGGGUGGGGCUGCUCUGGCUCCCAGGGGACUGUCACUGUGGAUGCCAAGAUGGCAUAACUGAGUUAAGAUGAAUAAAUGACAAAUAAAGCCAACUUUUUAUGA
This is a messenger RNA of Choloepus didactylus (southern two-toed sloth), 3511 nucleotides long. RefSeq names its product SEC61 translocon subunit alpha 1 (gene SEC61A1). Bases 151 to 1581 code for a protein of 476 amino acids. The transcript has 12 exons. Gene Ontology annotation, biological process: SRP-dependent cotranslational protein targeting to membrane, translocation; post-translational protein targeting to membrane, translocation. Gene Ontology annotation, cellular component: Sec61 translocon complex; membrane. The record is from RefSeq and is a predicted model, not a curated record. Lineage: Eukaryota; Metazoa; Chordata; Mammalia; Pilosa; Megalonychidae. Gene Ontology annotation, molecular function: ribosome binding; transmembrane protein transporter activity; signal sequence receptor activity.